ACGGGGUACACAUUCCUGGCUGUUGUUGGUAUAAGAAGCAAAUUUAGGGGAGGGAGAGUAUAUCUGAAUUUUUCUCUUUGUCCUCAUUCUACUCAUCAACUCUUUUUUUGAACACCUUCAUGGGCAACUUGAUUUCAACAACAGUUACGGUCUAUGCGCUCGUGGCCGUGAUGCCGGUGGCGAGUCUCCUCCUGGUCCAGAAGCUCAAUGAGAAGAAUCCUGUCCCCGCUGUUAUUGGCUCAGAGGGCUGGAUCGCGUCUCUCAAGGCUGCGCGCUACUUUAUCGAGGAGCCGAUGAAGGUCGUGCAGCAGGGUUACGACGAGUACAACGGCGGCGUGUUCCGAAUCCCUCGUCGCUGGCGCUGGGACUACAUCGUCUCGGGCAACCAGCGCAUCAAGGAAGUCAGCUCGGCUCAGGACGACGUCCUAUCCGCCAUUGAUGGAGGGGGGGAGGUCAUCCAAGCGAGAUACACGCAGGGCCACGAGUUGUUGGACAACCCGUAUCACAUCGCGACCGUCCGCACGAGUCUGACCCGCAAUCUGGGCAGGAUUUUCCCUGAAGUGAGGGACGAGAUUGAGUGCGCGUUCGACGACGUAUUUGCGCUCCCUGAAGACGACUGGAAACUUAUUCCUGUUCUUCCGUCCAUCAUGAAAGUGAUCGCGCGGACCAGCAACCGUCUCUUCGUCGGACUUCCCUUGUGCAGAAAUGAAGAAUAUCUCCGCUUGAAUGUCAUCAAUACGAUCGAGGUCGUCGAACGCGGUCAGCAGCUGGCCGCCUACCCGGACUUGAUCAAACCGCUCGUCGCGCCGUUCAUCGUCACGAGACAGAAGCGCAUGCGCGAGAUGCUGGGAAUUUUGGGGGGCACGAUCGAAGACCGCAUCGCGAAGGACAAUGCGCUUGGUCCUAAUUAUGAAGGCAGACCUAACGAUAUGAUCUCCUGGCUUCUCGAACUUGCCGACGCCGAGGGUAGAACCCCUGACCGUAUCGCGGGACGCAUCUUGUCACUCAACAUGGCUGCGAUCCACACAACGUCAAUGGCUCUCACGCACGCUAUCUUCUAUAUCACCACCUACCCGGAAUACCUCGAGCCUAUCCGUGAAGAAGUCGAGAACGUCAUCCGGGCGGAAGGCUGGACCAAGUCAGCGCUGAAUAGCAUGCACAAGCUGGACAGCUUCGUCAGAGAGACACAACGCAUGGAGGGCAACGGACCAGUGACCAUGGCUCGCAAAGUCAUCGGAAAGGACGGAUUCACGUUCUCGGACGGAAUCAAUGUGCCUCGCGGAUCAUUCAUUUACGUUUCUGCCAAACCCAUCCACUACGAUGCUAACUUGCACGAGAACCCCAGGGUCUUCAACGGGUUCCGGUACUCGCAACUCCGCGACGAAAAGGCCGACAAGCACACCGUCGAGGAAGGCAUCUUCAACAGCCACAUGAUUACGACGAGCAUGGAACACCUCACCUUCGGGCACGGAAAGCACGCCUGCCCUGGGCGGUUCUUCGCGGCGACUGAGAUCAAAGCGAUGUUGGCACACAUUCUCGUCAACUUUGAUAUCAAAGCCGAGGUGCCUGGUGUGCAUCCUCCCAGUGAUGAGCAUGGGAUGGUUGCGGUGCCAAAUCAGAAGGCGGGGAUCUUUGUUCGUAAACGCCAGCUGUGAUUUACUGUAUGGUCUCCACGCGAAUGUCUAGAACGUAACAACGUACACUCUCCUUUAUAUAAUCUUUCUUAUAAUUAGACACUCCUCUUUCAGUUGUGACUGAUGUCCAUGAUUUAA
Mycena citricolor is the source of this 1772-nucleotide messenger RNA. The record is from the annotation of a GenBank genome assembly. NCBI's taxonomy places the organism in Eukaryota, Fungi, Basidiomycota, Agaricomycetes, Agaricales, Mycenaceae.